Messenger RNA from Racocetra persica, 221 nucleotides. The record is from the annotation of a GenBank genome assembly. NCBI's taxonomy places the organism in Eukaryota, Fungi, Glomeromycota, Glomeromycetes, Diversisporales, Gigasporaceae.
AACCACCAAGAAUUAUGGGCGGAGAGAUAAUAAUAGUGGAAAAUUCUAGGUUACAAAUAAAAAUUUAUGAAUUAGAACAAAGAAUAUGCGCUUUAAAUGCUAAUAAAGAUGAAUUAAUUCGUGAUAAUACACAUUUAAGAAGUAGAAAUGAGGAACUUGUAACUGAGAGAAAUCAAUUUGAAGCUGACAACAUUCAGAUUCACGCAGCAAAUAAAAAUUAG